AUGGCGGCGGUGGAGGAUCGUGAGAACUCGUUUACGGACGAAAACAACUGUUCCACAGUCCAGGAGCGACUCUCAAAGCGACACCAGGCCCGGCAAGAGGAGGCGGAGAGGCGCAAAGAGGAGAGGGACAGAGGCUCUCUCACGGAGGAGAAGAGGGACUACUUCAUCACGGAGUUUAGCAGAGAGAAGGCGGCUAUUGAGGCGUUGCUAUCUGCGCAGGAACUGGAGCAAGCUGCUAGUCAAACUGCGCUCUUACAGAAGUUUCUCAACGACAGCAUCCUGUUCCUGCCCUCGUACGACCUGCGACAGGCCCAGGCUGCGCUGCAGAAGCUCCACACGGCGAUAAACGACGCCAGGGGAGAGGCGAGACCCAAGAAGAAGUUCGCUUUCAAGGCGCGGACCAAAGCGACUGACGUUAAAGAUGUGACACACGCAAAUGCAGAUGCGACGCACGCAAAUGCAGAUGUGACAGAUGCAGUACAUGAAAGAAUAGAAACGGAACAAUGCACGUUUUCCAACUUAAGCGGCGUGACUGUGACCAUAACUGCGCAAGAGGUGUCCCAGCGGGAUGUGUUGCUGUCCCACCUGGAGGACUGCCGUGUGCGCCUGCAGGGGGCGCCGAGCUCUCUGCACCUGAAGCACCUGCAGCGCUGUGAGCUGCUGUGUGGUCCUGUGUCCAGCUCCGUGUUUGUGGACCACUGUGAGCAGAGUGUGUUGGUGUUGGCAUGUCAGCAGCUGCGGACACAUAACACCAAGGACACACAGGUGUACCUCCACGUGACCAGCAGAGCCAUCAUAGAGGAUUGCAGUGGGGUCUCUGUGGCUCCAUUCACCUGGUCUUACUCUGGUCUGGACCAGGACUGGACCGUCUCUGGUCUGGACCGAAACCGCAACAACUGGAACCAUGUGGAUGACUUUAACUGGCUCUCUACCACAGAGGCCUCCCCAAACUGGACUGUGAUCCCAGAGGAGGAGCGGAGGAGUGAGUGGGAGUAG
This is a messenger RNA of Knipowitschia caucasica, 996 nucleotides long. The record is from the annotation of a GenBank genome assembly. NCBI's taxonomy places the organism in Eukaryota, Metazoa, Chordata, Actinopteri, Gobiiformes, Gobiidae.